Messenger RNA from Colletotrichum fioriniae, 1671 nucleotides. NCBI's taxonomy places the organism in Eukaryota, Fungi, Ascomycota, Sordariomycetes, Glomerellales, Glomerellaceae. The record is from RefSeq and is a predicted model, not a curated record.
AUGGAGACCUCCAGAGAAAACAGGCCAUGGCUGGUGCAAAAGUACGGUGGUACAAGCCUUGGAAAACUUCUCGAGUCGAUCUGCAGCAAAAUCGUCCCAUCCUACCUCCGAGACUACAACCUGGUUGUCGUCUGCUCGGCCCUCUCCGGUUCCACCAAGUCGAGCGGAACCACAAGCCUGUUGCUUGAAUGCGUAUCACACGCUGAGGCUGGACUCUCCGCGCAGACGCUGCUCAACAAGAACAUUGAUGUCAUUCGGGAUAGUCAUGUCCGGCUUCUCGAGAAGCAUCUCGUCAACUCUAAUGGCACAAGAAGCGACUUGUGUAACGACAUCUUCGACACCACAAAGACGCUCAUUGUCAAGGAAUGCGAGAGCCUUCGAGGCUUCCUGCUGGCUGCACAGAUCAUCGGGGAGCUAUCUCCAAGGGCACGGGACCGUGUCAUCGCUCUCGGAGAGAAGCUUGCGUGCAGAGUUAUGGCCGCGUUUCUCUGUAGCAGAAAUAUCCCGGCCGAACCUAUCGUCCUGGAAGACAUAGUCGAGGCAGUGUUCGGCGCUAGUGUAUUCGACCAGAAGACGGCACUGAAUAACCUCGGUCCCCGGUUCUAUCACCUCAUUGCAGACGAGAUCACCAAGAGGAUACAUGAGUGCGGCGACCAUGUUCCCAUCGUCACUGGCUUCUUUGGGAUCAUGCCAGACUCGCUGCUCAAGAACGUCGGUCGGGGAUACUCGGACCUUUGUGCGGCCAUGUGUGCGGUGGGAACCAAAGCGGCGGAACUUCAGAUCUGGAAAGAGGUUGACGGGAUAUUUACGGCGGACCCGAGAAAGGUACCGUCGGCAAGACUGUUAUCCACAGUCACGCCGGAGGAAGCUACCGAGUUGACUUACUACGGGAGUGAAGUGAUACAUCCAUUGACAAUGGAUCAGAUACGUUGCGCCAACAUUCCCUUGAGACUGAAGAACGUCUUCAACCCGACGGCAUCUGGCACAAUCAUCUACCCUUCUCGAACACCUUCUCCGCCUCUUACCCCUCCAACACCGACAGACGAAAAGGUCGAUGUCAAGAUCCCUCUACCCUCGAUCGACUACAUGCUGGGAAAUGGUUACCACGGUGAUCGGCAGGAAAGAAGGCGGCCUACGGCGGUCACGGUCAAAGACGACAUUCUCUUGGUCAAUGUGGUUUGCAAUAGGAACACCAAGUCUCAGGGGUUCUUGUCCGGCGUCUUUGACCGCCUCGAGGAUGCUGGAAUCAAGACGGACCUAGUCACUACCAGUGAGCGGAGCAUGUCGUACGUGCAGGUGAUUAUCACAGAAAACAUGUCCAUCGUCACUAUCGUAGGACACAAGAUGAGGAACAUGGUCGGCAUUUCAGCAGAGAUCAUGUCUGCCCUAGCAUCAGCCAAGAUCAACAUCUUCAUGGUGAGCCAAGGAGCGAGCGAAAUCAAUAUAUCUCUCGUCGUCCGCGCAGAAGACGCGGUCCUCGCCAUGAACGUCAUCCAUAGUAAGGUCCUGCACAUCCCGACGCACUGGGAACAGGAGACAAACUUCAUCAAAGGUGCGGAGACCCAGCAGAAGCAGCAGCAGAGGGCCCGGCGGGCUGAAAACGUCGUCGUCCAUGGCUCUACUGACGAGGACGAACGCGGCGGCGGCGGCGGUGGCGACGGCGGGACUUGA